AAAAGAGACGGCCGGAUAGGGUGGAUAUCGCACUUCAUCCUCAACAUCCGCCAGGUUUAGUCAAAGUCCUAUACAUUCCACGAUCUCAACGAAAAUGAAAUUCGCCGCAGCCCUCCUGUUGGUGACGAUCCUGCUCUGCGCUACUGGAAGCGGAGAUGCUGGUCAAAGUGGCAAAGGAAGAGGAGGCGGAAUGCAGUCUCAGCCAUCCUACGGUGGCCAACAAUCUCACGGUGGUGGCCGGCAGCCAUCUUACGGCCAAUCAGCGGCGCCGAUGCAACACAGAGCUCCUUCGCAAGGAGGCAAAAGCAAAAGCAAAGGCAAAGGUCAGCAGCAACAAAUGAGUUACGGACGACCGGCUGCAGCUCCUGCUAGGCCCAUGUCUUCAUCUUACGGUGGCUCGUCGGCACCGGCACCGGCUAAGCAGAUGUCGGGAUCCUACGGAUCAGCGGCUCCGAUGAACCACGGAAUGGCCAGCAUGCCGGCAGCUCACCAACAGCCCAAACCAGCAGCCACUCAAUCGUCUUACGGUGGUGGCGGAAUGGCCAAAGCGCCGAUGAUGCCUUCCUCUCACGGUGCCGCCCGUCCACCCGCUUCUUCUUCUUCCUAUUAAAAAAAUAA
This is a messenger RNA of Daphnia pulex (common water flea), 618 nucleotides long. Its product is annotated as keratin, type I cytoskeletal 9-like. Bases 95 to 610 code for a protein of 171 amino acids. NCBI's taxonomy places the organism in Eukaryota, Metazoa, Arthropoda, Branchiopoda, Diplostraca, Daphniidae. The record is from RefSeq and is a predicted model, not a curated record. The transcript has 4 exons.